AUACAUCGUUAUCAGUCAAAGGGUAUAAUAGUCAGUUGCUCAUAGUUGCAGCCUUUCAGCGUUCCUUUAACUAAAUAUUUAUCUAAUUAAUUUAGUAAGAAUACGUAGUGUAUUCUACUCGUCGAAGUACACUUCUAACGAGACGUAAAUCGUACUUACUGCCUUAGUUGAGCAUUGAGUAUCUGUGAAAUCGAUUAUUAGAGUUUUCCUUACUUUCAGGUGGAAUCUGAAAGAAAAAAAUGUCUGAAAAAAACAAUGAUGAUAAACAGCAGGAAUAUAGUGACAAAAUGGAUUUAGAUGCUCAAAAUAUUAUACUUGAGAAUAUUGAAUUAGAAUCAUCUAGUGAAAAUGACAGUGCAGUGGAAGAAGAAAACAAGGAUAUUGUUAUUGAAUUGGAAAUAGAGUCAGAACCAAUCUUGGAUUCAACUAAACAGCCUGCCUCGGAUAAAAAGUACAUUGGUAUUCUUGAUACACACACUGAAGAAGGUACAAGUAGAAGUAUUGAUGAUGUCGAUAGUGGAAAACAACAGGCAACAAAGACUCCAGACCCUGUAAAUCCACUCCCAGGCUGCUCAAGUGUACCUGAGGUGUCUUUGAUACCUCAGAAGGCAAGUGUUCAGCUGUUUGCAGAAGACACUGGCCCUCAGUUGUACGAUGCUAAAUGUCCACUAGUCACAUUACCUAUUAUAACCAAGAACCUGCCCAAAGUGUUUGAAUACCUUCCCAUACACGGUAAGCCGCAAGACAAAAACAUGAAAGAAUUCUUUUCAAAUAAAAUUAAAGAGUUUGUCGGAAGCGGGCUUACCGAUGUUGAGUUUCAAGAAUUAGAAGAAUAUUGCAGUCCGGAUCAUUUGAAAACAGGAAGAGAGAUAGUGAUGGGAACAAAUGUCCCUGUGAUGGGUGUUGUCAGUGGGAACAUAAUACACAACUUAAACGAACCUCCAGAAAUAAAUGAGGAUCCUAAUCUUUGCAUACUGAAGAAGCAUAAAAUUCGUGUAGAAAAGGAUACAAAAGGAUUGUUCACAAAGAAAUUGAAGUAUAGAGGUGUACGGAACCUGCCUUUUACACAGGAGAUGUAUCACAAUAUGCCUGCCGCUAAGCCCACGAUAGAGGUACCUGAUGUGGACCUGGAGCCCGGCAGAGACGUUCUGUACCGAGUCAGGGUUUAUCGACCCUAUACCUAUAGUAUGGCUAAAGAAAGAUUUACACGCACGCGUCAUUCAGUGUUCUGCUACGACAUAAUCCUGACGGGGCGCCACAAGCUGUCGGAGCUGCGCGACCGGUUCGUCUGCCACAACGACUUCGACAUGCGAGUCGAUGUCUCCAACAACCCUGACAUGUUGCCCAGCGCCAAGGCUAAGGAAUUGUUCCCAUCGGGGUUCCUGUUCAUAAACAACGUAUUCUACGUGGAUACGAGGGAGGGGUGCGUGGACUACAGCGAACCUAUCAGAGAAUGGGCCAUCAAGAAAAAGCUUGGAAAGUUCCCCAAAAAAGAUAUGUGCAGUGUCAAGUUGGAAGAUCUCGUGUUGAAGCUGGGUUACCCAGAGGUAUACGUUCACCAAGGGAAUUGUGAGCACGUGUUUUUAUUCUCGGAAGUGCGGCUACUGAACCCGACAGAUCCGCUGCGCUUGUACAACUACCCAUGCUCGACCGCCAUUGCGCAGAACCAAACUGUUUACUGCACGACCUGUGCAGAAUUCUCAGCUAAAUGGAUCGUAGUUGGGUGCAGCAGGGUCCCCUUCGAUCCCGCCUUCUUUUGCGAGACUUGUUUUAAACAGUACCUUUAUAAAGAUGGCAAAAAAAUUGGUGAUUUCAAAGCUUAUUCGUACAGAGGAAACGCUUUGAAUGUUCUUAAACCUUGAAGAUGUAUUUUGUGGAGUUUGUUUGAGCUUUUUCGUCGUUG
Spodoptera exigua (beet armyworm) is the source of this 1903-nucleotide messenger RNA. The record is from the annotation of a GenBank genome assembly. NCBI's taxonomy places the organism in Eukaryota, Metazoa, Arthropoda, Insecta, Lepidoptera, Noctuidae.